This is a messenger RNA of Arachis stenosperma, 2167 nucleotides long. RefSeq names its product probable metal-nicotianamine transporter YSL7. Gene Ontology annotation, cellular component: membrane. NCBI's taxonomy places the organism in Eukaryota, Viridiplantae, Streptophyta, Magnoliopsida, Fabales, Fabaceae. The transcript has 6 exons. Gene Ontology annotation, molecular function: oligopeptide transmembrane transporter activity. The record is from RefSeq and is a predicted model, not a curated record. Bases 22 to 2100 code for a protein of 692 amino acids.
UACUGCCACUGCGCCAACCCAAUGACUUCGCGAACAGCACGUUACAAAGACGACGACCUCGCCGGAGAGCCGCCAUCCACGGCGGACAAUGCGGCGCUGGACGAUACCACAUCGGUAGAGAAGCUCUUCGAGGCCAAACCGGUGCCGCCAUGGACGAAACAGCUCACUGUGCGAGCGAUUUUCGUUAGCGCCGUGCUUGCGUUCGCGUUCACGUUCAUCGUAAUGAAGCUCAACCUCACCACUGGGAUUAUUCCUUCCUUGAACGUUUCUGCGGGAUUGUUAGGGUUCUUCUUCGUGAAGACAUGGUCCAAGGUUCUCGCUCAAACGGGGCUUCUCAGGACACCGUUCACGCGCCAAGAGAACACCGUCAUUCAGACCUGCGUCGUCGCCGCCAGCGGAAUCGCCUUCAGCGGUGGUUUUGGUAGCUACCUGUUUGGAAUGAGUUCAAUUAUCGCAAAUCAAUCGCCAGAAGCUGCUGCUGCUGCGGAUAUUAAGAACCCGAGUUUAGGAUGGAUGAUUGCUUUUCUGUUUGUUGUUAGCUUUCUUGGCCUCUUUUCUGUGCUUCCUCUUCGGAAGAUUAUGAUUGUAGACUUCAGAUUGACAUAUCCUAGUGGUACUGCGACAGCCAAUCUUAUCAAUGGUUUCCAUACUCCAGAGGGCGCAGAGCUAGCUAAGAAGCAAGUAUCAAAGCUGGGAAGAUUUUUCUCCAUGAGCUUCUUAUGGAGUUUCUUCCAAUGGUUUUUCACUGCUGGUGAUGAUUGCGGAUUUUCAAGCUUCCCUACAUUUGGUCUACAGGCCUAUAAGAACAAGUUCUACUUUGAUUUUUCCGCUACUUAUGUUGGGGUUGGGAUGAUUUGCCCAUAUAUAAUUAAUGUAUCCCUACUGAUUGGUGGAAUUCUCUCAUGGGGUGUCAUGUGGCCACUCAUUGCUAAUAAAAAAGGUGAUUGGUAUGAUGCAAAACUUAAGUCAAGCAGCUUAGAGGGCCUUCAAGGUUACAAGGUUUUCAUUGCCAUAGCAAUGAUUCUUGGUGAUGGUCUAUACAACUUCGUGAAGGUUCUUGCCCGCACACUUUCUGGUUUAUAUAAGCAAUGCUACAAAAAGGACUCGGACGUUGGUCCAACCGAUGAUUCCUCGCAUGGCCACCCUCCGUCAAUCUCAUACGACGACAAGCGCAGAACCGAGCUUUUCCUCAAGGACCAAAUCCCCACCUGGUUUUCUAUUGCUGGAUAUGUCAUCAUUGCAGCGAUCUCAACCAUAACUCUUCCCUUCAUCUUCCACCAGCUAAAGUGGUACUACAUUAUUGUCAUCUACAUCAUUGCACCAGCACUAGCAUUUUGCAAUGCCUUUGGCUGUGGACUAACUGAUUGGUCCCUUGCAUCCACUUAUGGAAAAUUAGCCAUUUUCUGUAUUGGGGCAUGGGCAGGGUCUGAUGGUGGCGGUGUUCUAGCCGGUUUGGCGGCAUGUGGUGUCAUGAUGAACAUUGUUUCAACAGCUUCUGACCUUAUGCAGGACUUUAAAACCGGAUACAUGACAUUGGCCUCACCAAGGUCCAUGUUUGUGAGCCAAGUUGUUGGAACUGCCAUGGGUUGCAUUAUAUCUCCUUGUGUCUUUUGGCUUUUCUACAAGGCCUUUGGUAACCUUGGGAGCCCUGACUCACAAUACCCUGCUCCUUAUGCCCUUGUUUACCGGAACAUGGCGAUAUUGGGGGUCGACGGCUUCUCGGCUCUACCAAGAUACUGCCUCACUCUCUGCUGUGCGUUCUUUGUUGGAGCCAUAGUUAUCAACCUUAUUAGGGACAUGGUAGGAAACAAGUAUGCAAGGUUCAUUCCAAUUCCAAUGGCCAUGGCAAUACCCUUUUACAUAGGGAGCUAUUUUGCCAUUGACAUGUGUCUUGGAAGCUUGAUUUUAUUUAUUUGGGAGAAGGUUAACAAGGAAAAUGCUGAGGCAUUUGGAUCAGCUGUGGCUUCUGGUUUGAUCUGUGGUGAUGGAAUCUGGACACUACCUAGCUCAAUUAUUGCUCUUGCAGGGGUAAAGCCUCCAAUUUGCAUGAAGUUUUUGUCCAGAGCAACAAAUGCAAAGGUGGAUGCAUUCUUAGGAUAAAUUCGAAAUAAAGAUUCUCCUUUGGAAUUCAACACCUAAGUCUUAGACCUCGUUUUAUUAUCUUUAG